ACAUAUGUCUCCAUGACCAUAUAUAUAAAUAUACAUACCAAUAAAGACCACCUGUGCUGUGUAUUAUUUAACCUUAAAGCCUCAGAGAGAACGAACUCUCGUAAUAAUAACAGAGAAUUAUUACACAAACUAAUCAUGUCAUCAUCAUCAUCAUCAGCCAGCGAUACUAACACUAAGCUAUCGUCGUCGUCUUCGUUGCCGGCGGUGGAGUCUGUGACGUGCGACACGUGCGGUUUCGCUGAGGAGUGUACACCGGCUUACAUCCACCGUGUUAAAGAACGUCACAAGGGACACUGGCUUUGUGGGCUUUGCGCUGAGGCCGUUAAGGACGAGGUGGUUCGAUCUUCCACUCGUAUCUCCGUCGAGGAAGCUCUCCGUCGCCACACGACGUUUUGCCACCGUUUCCGUUCUUGGAGCCCCGACGAGGAGGAAGAUCCGAUCUCUGUCAUUGGUAGGAUCUUGCGGCGGAGUCUCGACGGUUCUCCACGGAGAACAACCACGAGGACGAGCUCGAGCAGUGCUUUGCCGGGGAUUGACGGUGUUGCCUCACGACGGGCGCUUCUCCGAUCUGGGAGCUGUUUCCCGUCUCUCUCUACGUGAUUAUUAUAAUCUUGUUUUUAGUUUUUUUGGUUUAAGAUUAUUUUGCAUCAUUAUUUGUAUUUAAUUACAUUUUUAGAAGGAGAAGAAAGGUUUGGAAUCCGAGGAUUAGAAAUUUCCUAUGACGUCAGCCUUUCUUCGUUAAGUUGGUCAAUAAAAAUGUUUGUAAAAUGAGCAAAGCUCAUCAGUUCGAAAAAAAAAAAAAAAUUCAGUAUUGU
Messenger RNA from Capsella rubella, 815 nucleotides. RefSeq lists its product as uncharacterized. NCBI's taxonomy places the organism in Eukaryota, Viridiplantae, Streptophyta, Magnoliopsida, Brassicales, Brassicaceae. The record is from RefSeq and is a predicted model, not a curated record. The transcript has a single exon. Bases 13 to 600 code for a protein of 195 amino acids.